Messenger RNA from Setaria italica (foxtail millet), 835 nucleotides. RefSeq lists its product as uncharacterized. The transcript has a single exon. Lineage: Eukaryota; Viridiplantae; Streptophyta; Magnoliopsida; Poales; Poaceae. The record is from RefSeq and is a predicted model, not a curated record. Bases 50 to 835 code for a protein of 261 amino acids.
AUUUGAGUAACAUAGUUUACUUGCCUUACCAUAUACAUGCAUAUAGAUAAUGGAAUCUUGGGAGGAUGAAGUUAGGAGAUUCAUGCUAGAGGAGGAAGAAAAGGAUGACGAACUAUUCCUAGUUAUGGUUCCCGCUCUUCAGCAGUGUUUAUAUGAGGAGAAAAGGUCGGAGCAUACCUCAACUCUGCCUGGUGCUGAAAAGGUCAUACAAAUCUUGGAAGGCCACGAAAAUUGGUGCAAAGUGGAGUUCAGAAUGGAGCCUGAGAUAUUUAGAGUUAUAGCAAAUUAUCUUAGAGUGGAGAACUUAUUACGUGACACCCGUGGUGUAAGAGUUGAGGAGCAGCUAGGAAUGUUUAUGUUCAUGCUCUCUCAUAAUGCAAGCACCGAUAGGCUAAAAAAGGAAUUUCGACAUAGUGGUGAGACAAUUCAUAGGAAAAUAAUAGAGUUCUUCGAUAUAAUUCUAGCAUUGACUCGUAGAUUCUUGAAGCUCCCAAAUGUGAGUCAUACACAUGUGAAGAUUGCAUCAGACUCUCGCUUUAUGCCUUUCUUCCAGAACUGCAUUGGGGCCAUUGAUGGCACUCAUGUUCCUAUCACCAUUGCACAAGAAAGAGCCGCUCCCUACAGAAAUAGGAAGGGAACCUUGUCACAGAACGUCAUGUGUGUAUGUGACUUUGAUUUAAAUUUCACUUUUAUCUCAUGUGGUUGGGAAGGAUCUGCAUCCGAUGCAGGGGUCUUACGGUCUGCACGUGCGAAGGGUUUUCAUGUGCCUGUGGGGAAGUUCUACCUUGUAGAUGGUGGAUACGCAAAUACUUUCUCAUUCAUUGCUCCAUACUGA